AUGCGCGUGAAUCAAACACGUAAGGGUGAAACAUAUUUGGAACACAAAAUUGAGCUCCUGGGGAAUGAUGGAAAAAUUCAAAAACGUGACCUUACGUUACUGCAACCAAAAAGAAUGCAUUUGCAGCCAGCUGAAAGUGAUAAAAAAUACAAUCGACCAAAAUGUAAGUUAACUUUAUAUGCUUCUGAUGGAUAUUUACUCCUGAUUAGAAUGAUGAAGAUUACGCCGGAAGAUAAAAAUAUCGCUAUGAACAUUGUGCACGAAGAAACUCGAAUUUAUGAUAGUGAUAAUGUCAAUGUCAAUAGAGUACCGGAAGCUACCAGUACUACGAGAAAGACGAGGAAAACAAAAGCGAUCCAGAAAUUUUGUGAUCCAACUUAUGCAAAAUGCUAUAAUAGGACAAUACUAGCAAAAGAUGCGAAUUACAAAAUGAUUGAUUUGAUCGAAUUAAGAUGCAAGGAGAGUAGCAAAGAGCCAAAUAAAAAAUUAACUGCAACCUCUAAUGGUCACCACAAUAAGAAAGACAUGAAAUCAGCUGAAACUAAAAAUUGCGACUUCAAACAAUUAGUUGGUUAUGGUGAAGGAUUAUUAACCAUCGAAACUAUUUUGGAUUUAUUAGCAGUGACGAAAUUAAAGCUACCAGAACAUUUAAAAAUCACAGCACCACAACAAGCAAAUUUGAAAAGCGAUAGGCGAAAUGACAAUUCUCCUCCAAAAUCCGGAUUAAGUGACACAUCAGCUGGUGGUGGUAGCGAAUCAGAUGAUCAUUCACCAUAUCUGCCUGCUAACCAUGAUUCCAGCUCAGAUAAAGGCAUUCAUGAAAGUAAUCCACCCACUGCUGUUUGUAAAGCUUCACUAGUGAACAUUGCUGCUUCACCUAAAAAUGGUUUGUUACGCUCACAUCAAUAUCCGGAUGACAUCUGCUGCCUCAAAUCAGCUAAUAUCUGGAGGAAGCUACCACCAAGAUUGCCAGAAAUCAUGACAGUGAAAAAACCAGGACCAAAGCCACUUAAAUCGAAAUCAUUUGAAUCUCCAAGGCGUAUUUUUCAUACAUCAGAUGAAAGCACCCAAUCAGAUUUUAGCACAGAGAUGAUUUCGCCAAAGGCACUGCCAGUGAGUUCUACGGAAUAA
Messenger RNA from Brugia malayi, 1131 nucleotides. RefSeq lists its product as uncharacterized. The record is from RefSeq and is a predicted model, not a curated record. The transcript has 10 exons. Lineage: Eukaryota; Metazoa; Nematoda; Chromadorea; Rhabditida; Onchocercidae. Bases 1 to 1131 code for a protein of 376 amino acids.